Drosophila hydei is the source of this 1099-nucleotide messenger RNA. It is a transcript of the gene opm, whose product is annotated as transmembrane emp24 domain-containing protein 5. The transcript is spliced from 2 exons. Gene Ontology annotation, cellular component: endoplasmic reticulum-Golgi intermediate compartment; Golgi apparatus; endoplasmic reticulum. Bases 101 to 823 code for a protein of 240 amino acids. Lineage: Eukaryota; Metazoa; Arthropoda; Insecta; Diptera; Drosophilidae. Gene Ontology annotation, biological process: intracellular protein transport; Golgi organization; endoplasmic reticulum to Golgi vesicle-mediated transport. The record is from RefSeq and is a predicted model, not a curated record.
AUUUAAAAAUAGUAUCAACAUUCAUUGUGGGGUAUAUCGCCAUUUUUAGGCACACCGACGCGUUUCGCAUUCAAUUAACAAUCACAUAUAAAAGGUUGACAUGCUGAAAACUAACUGCCUUGGCUCAUGGCUUGGCCUUGUGGUGGCUUCGAUGCUUUGGCCAGCGGCCCUCAUCAACGGCUAUGACAAAGAAAUGACCGUAUAUGUGGACGCCGGCAAGAAAGAGUGCCUGUACCACAGCGUUAAGAUGGGCGAGAUAAUCGAUUUCGAAUACCAGGUAAUUGAUGGCGGUCACGGUGAUCUGGAUAUUAGCUUUGCGCUCCUCGAUCCCAUCGGUCUGGUCAUUGUGAGCGAUUACAAGAAGCCGGAGAAUAUGCACCAGCAUGAGGUGCAAAAGGAGGGCGACUAUCGAUUCUGCUUCGAUAAUAGCUUCAGCAUGUUCAAUCGCAAAACUGUCUUCUUUGAAUUGAUAGUGGAACGCGAAGGCGAUCAAAAUCAUGGCGACGACCAAUGGAAGGACGUCAACGAACUAACGGGCUUAACGCCCGACGAAUAUUACGAGAUGAAGGUGCAGGACAUCAUGGACUUCAUUGGCCGUAUACGCAUGCAGCUGACUAAGGCACGUCAGCUGCAGGAUGUGCUGCGUUCCCACGAGGCGCGCGAUCGUAACCUGGCCGAAGCCAACUUCCAAAAGGUAAACAACUGGUCCCUGCUGCAGAUCACGGCCAUGAUCGGCGUUGGACUCAUCCAGGUAUUCAUGCUGCGCAGUAUAUUCGAGACACACGGUCGAAUGCAUCAAUUGUGGCGCAAAUUAGGCAUUUGAUGAGAACAACCACUAAUCCAGUGUAUCGUUUACCAAAGAGUUGUUUGCAUUUAAUUAUUUACCAAGUAUAAGAUGCAAAUUGUUAAAUAUUAGUCACAAACUCCUUAUCAGUGUCAACAACAUAGUUACUAGCAUUAAUUAGGUUUUGUGUGUAAGCGCGUGUGUGUGUAGGAAGGUGUGUGCAUUUAUUAUACAAAAGCAAUUGUAAUAUAAGUUUAGUAAUUGGGCUAGUCCUGAACGAUCUUUAACAAAUAAAGCGUUGAUGUAGAAGAAUAA